AUGGCGAUUCCUAGAAAUCGCCUGCUUUUAUCUGCACUCCUUUCCAUCAUCGUCGUUUCGUUCGCCGUUGCUCACGAUCAAGAUCAGCAGAAGAGCGUCACUUAUGACGGAAGGUCUCUGAUCAUCAAUGGAAGACGCGAGCUCCUUUUCUCUGGCUCUGUCCAUUACCCUCGAAGUCCUCCCGAGAUGUGGCCAGACAUUCUCGAUAAGGCAAGACACGGAGGUUUGAACGUGAUUCAGACUUACGUGUUUUGGAACGUUCAUGAGCCAGAGAAAGGCAAGUGGAACUUUGAAGGAAACUAUGAUUUGGUGAAGUUUCUUAAGCUUGUUCAGCAGAAAGGAAUGUACGCAACUCUUAGGCUUGGACCGUUCAUCCAGGCAGAAUGGAAUCAUGGAGGACUUCCAUACUGGCUAAGAGAGGUACCAGACAUCAUAUUCCGCACUGACAAUGACCCCUUCAAGUUCCACAUGGAAAAAUACGUGUCAACAGUGAUCGAUAAAAUGAAUGCGGAGAAGAUGUUUGCCUCCCAAGGAGGUCCCAUCAUCUUGGCACAGAUUGAAAAUGAGUACAAUCAUGUCCAAGCAACCUAUAAAGCCCAGGGAGAUAGUUACGUUCAGUGGGCUGCAAAUAUGGCAGUGUCAAAGAAUGUCGGAGUUCCAUGGAUCAUGUGUAAGCAAACCGACGCUCCUGAUCCGGUGAUCAAUGCGUGCAACGGAAGGCAAUGCGGGGAUACUUUUUCUGGCCCCAACAAACCGUACAAGCCUUCCAUAUGGACCGAAAACUGGACUGCCCAAUACAGAGUUUUCGGAGACCCACCAUCCCAGAGAAGUGCAGAAGAUCUCGCCUUUUCAGUUGCUCGCUUUUUCGCUAAGAACGGAUCAUUGGUCAACUACUACAUGUACCAUGGCGGAACAAACUUCGGUAGAACCAGCUCUGCUUUCACAACGACCCGUUAUUAUGAUGAAGCUCCUCUUGAUGAAUACGGUUUGCAAAGAGAGCCAAAAUGGGGUCACCUCCGGGACCUUCACAGGGCUCUAAACCUUUGCAAGAAGGCUCUGCUCGGGGCAACGCCUAGAGUCACCAAGCUAAGCCCACACAUUGAAGCUAGGAUCUUUGAGAAACCAGAAAGUGGUAUGUGUGCUGCUUUCUUAACUAACAACCACACACAGGAAGGAGCAAACGUAGACUUUAGGGGUCAGAGCUAUUUUUUGCCGCCACACUCCAUUAGCAUCCUCCCUGAUUGCAAGACUGUGGUCUAUAACACUCAAAUGGUUGCCUCGCAACAUAAUUCGAGGAACUUCAAGAGAUCACAGAUUGCAAACAGCAAAAACUGGGAGGUGUUUACAGAAGCCAUUCCAACUACCCAGGACAUGCCGGCCACUCAGAGUUUUCCUCUAGAACUUUAUAGUUUACUUAAGGACGCUUCUGACUAUGCAUGGUACACCACUAGCAUCGUGUUGAGUCCAGCAGACAUGCCUAGGAAGAAUGGAGUGUCUCCUGUCCUUCGUAUCCUUAGUCUUGGCCAUUCAUUGGUUGCAUUUGUAAAUGGCGAAUACGUUGGAACUGCUCAUGGCAGUCAUGAGGAAAAAUCUUUCUCAUUUGAGCAAAAUGCAAAAUUUCAAGUUGGGGUCAACCGGAUAGCUAUCUUGGCUAGUACUGUUGGACUCCCAGACAGUGGUGCAUACAUGGAGCACAGGUACGCUGGACCAAAGUCUAUAACCAUCCUUGGUCUGAAUACAGGAAACAUCGAUCUGACUGUCAACGGAUGGGGUCAUCAGGUUGGUCUCAAAGGUGAGAAACUUGGCCUCUUCACCGAGGAUGGAUCAAAAAAUGUACAAUGGAAACCAGUCAAUGGACGUCAACCAGCUCUCUCUUGGUAUAAGAGAUACUUUGAUGGCCCAGAAGGAAGAGACCCUGUAGCCAUUCGAAUGAAUGGAAUGGGGAAGGGCAUGAUUUGGAUAAACGGUAAAAGCAUUGGUCGUUAUUGGAUGAGCUACCUCUCUCCUCUGGGACAGCCUAGUCAAUCAGAGUACCACAUCCCAAGAGCUUGGCUGAAAGACAGAGACAAUUUGGUGGUCGUAUUGGAGGAGGCGCCUGCAAGCCCGAAAGAGAUCGAGGUGGUAACCGUGGACAGGGACACAAUCUGCAGUUACAUCACGGAUGAUCACCCUCCCAGUGUCAAAUCCUGGGGGAGCAAGAACAGUGAAUUCCAAUCCAUAGUGGAAAAGGCGAUCCCGGGAGCCGCACUGAAAUGCCCGAACCAGAAGAAGAUUGUGAGUGUAGAGUUCGCGAGCUUCGGAGACCCCUGGGGUUUCUGCGGUGGCUACACUGUGGGGAAUUGCAGUCUGCCAGGGACGAAGCAGAUUGUGGAGCAGCAAUGCCUGGGGAAAAUGAGCUGUUCGGUUCCAAUGGAUCCCAAGGUUUUGUUGAAGAAUGGCGAUGCAUGCCCUGGUGUGAGGAAAACUCUCGCUAUCCAAGUGAAGUGUUCCCUUUAG
Messenger RNA from Neltuma alba, 2496 nucleotides. RefSeq names its product beta-galactosidase 13-like. Lineage: Eukaryota; Viridiplantae; Streptophyta; Magnoliopsida; Fabales; Fabaceae. Gene Ontology annotation, biological process: carbohydrate metabolic process. The record is from RefSeq and is a predicted model, not a curated record. Gene Ontology annotation, molecular function: hydrolase activity, hydrolyzing O-glycosyl compounds; carbohydrate binding.